Symbiodinium natans is the source of this 3666-nucleotide messenger RNA. NCBI's taxonomy places the organism in Eukaryota, Dinophyceae, Suessiales, Symbiodiniaceae. The record is from the annotation of a GenBank genome assembly.
AUGCCGUCGCUUCUGGAGGCUGCCUACGCGCACAGUGACCGUGUCUCUCCAGUGAAGCGGCGCUUCGAGGAGGCUUUUAGCGAGCCCUCCAGCUCUUCCACGCCUUCCAAGCAGCUUCCAGGCACACGAGCAGAAGUUCAGCCAACUGGUUCUGGCAAAAAGGGCCGUGCUCCUCGCAAUCGGCCGGGGCCUGUCAGCAAGAAGGGGACUGGUGCCGAGAAACGUCGUCGUGGACGGCCAGCUUUGUCUGCGGGUGUCACAGAGCAGCCGCCAGACGUGGCAGGAGCCUGGCCGUCGUGCACCCACGCAUUUCAGAAGACCUGUCCACGCUGCGUGUUCCGAGCAGGCGUGGCCAAGUGGACAAAGGCCCACGGCGUGUUUCAGCGGCCGUGCAAGUCCGGUGCCAGCCUCGUCACGCCCUGGCUGCGCGAACGCCCCCGGUGUCUGGGCGGGGCUUGGGGAAUAGGGUGCGCGGCAUGUGCCCACUUGCUUCAGCGGGCGUCUGAGGCAGGGCCUGGCAUUCGGCACCAGCGUCGCCGCUGGUCGACGAAAUGGGCCCGCUUCGAAGUGCGGUCGCUCAGCAUGAUGCAGAGCAGUAGUGUGGAGCUUCACAGCCACACGCAGAUCCACAUGCUGGCCGUCAAGUGCAUGAACCUGCCGGACGUGCCCUUAUGCAAGCUUGUUGCUCCUGCUCCAGACGACGACCGGCUGUUGGCCGGGGCCGUGCCGCAACUACAGGAUUGGCUUAAGGCGUGGCGGACUGCUCGGUCGCCCGAGGCAUUGCUGAAAUCCGAGAUGCGCUCUCGGACUGACAGCUUUGCCGACGUGAAGCGAGGCAAGCCCAAAGAGGUGCAGCGUCACGCCACCCGCCAGAUGAUCCAGGUCAUGGCUGAGGUGCUGAGGGAAGCAAAGCGUGAUAUGCUCCGGCACGCAGACCACACUAGCGUGGCUGUAGACGAUAUGGCUCCGUUCCGCAUCUUGCGUUUUCGCUGCUGUUCCCAACGGCCGGCAGAAACAACUGGCAGCACCCUGGCGCCAUGGAUGUCUCGGAAUGGGAUUCUGGCCGUCCUUCGCAAUGGUGGCUGCACAUUGUCUCUGGAGAUGCUGGAUCAGGACUACAGCGAAAGGAUUGCGGACUCCAUGCUGACGGCUGUCCGGCAGAUGGCAACUAAGCUUGGCGACCAGCAAGCGGAUGCGGAUGUGGUCAACCGUUUUUGCCAGACACUGUCCAGCUACAGCUCCGACGGAGGGCGGCCUAUGAGAAAGUGUGGCCGCAUCCUGCAACAACGUUUCCCCAGACUUUGUCUCUGUCUACUGGACAAAGCUCACACCAUCCGCCGUGCUGCCUUGCCGAUGACGAUGGAAGACCGCUUCCGGCAGCGGUGGCUCACCACCUUUGAGAAGAGGCACGCUCUCAUCCCGGACUUGUGCAACAGUGAGGAGUGGAAGUUGAGGCUCCGAAUCUUGCAAGCCGAAGUCGUCAAGGCCACUGGCAGCAUGACCGGCUCAGGGGCCGUGGCUGGCUGCCCUAACCUGGCAAAGGCAGUGGCAACCAUGGGUUUCUCCAAACAACGCUUCGAUUCGUAUGCCACUCCAGCAGCCAAGUUCGUGGCCCUCCUCCUUCCGAUAGCUCUCUUAUUGGCGGCCCAGGCGAUGGACGACAGGCUGGACCCGUUGGUGAGGCACAGAUCUCACCAGCAGCUGCAGGCUCUGACUGGGUCCAAUAUCCUGGUGGCUGGAUUGGCUGCAGACCUGCACACAGAGGUGCUGCGGUUCACUCGCCUGCACGACGUGCACGACCACGACAUUUCCUUCACACUGCGGGAGAAAGCUGAGUUCCUGACACGGCUGAGGCGCCUUUUUGGCGAAGGUCGUGUACUGAUGGAGAUGGACGACGUGGAAGGUGCGGAGGAGUCGGAGACACUGACUCACCUUGCUCUCCGAACGGCCAUGUCGGCAGCGCCGAUCGUGUACGGGGAUAGGAUCCACACCCUGUGGUCCAGAGUGGACUCUUCAGAGUCCAAGCAAAUAAUGGCCUCCCUGAACACAGUCGUUGACACAAUUGAGGCCAGGGUGCAGACAGACAUGGCAGACCUGCAGCUGCAAACGGCAUUUGCAUGCUUCGACCUCCGAGUCUGGUGGAAUGCCAAGGCAGCCCUGGAGAACGACAACGACGCCGAUGGCUGGCGCAAUUUGGAGACGAAGAUGAGGCGUCGAAGCGCAGACAUCUGCCGAGCUCUGGGCCGUGAUGAGAGGAAAGGCUGGCAGGAAUUGUUCAGCACGGUUACACGUCUCUUGGCCCAUGGUGCUGUUCCGGAGGCUGAGAACCGGCAAGCUUGGGGCCGCGUUGUGGGCCGUGGCCCAUCGCUGGAGAUGGAGUACGAGGUUCUUCCCGACAUGGUGGCCUUCUAUCUCAGCAUUCAAGAUGGCGAGUGCAGCGUGGAGCGCGACUUCAGUCAGUUGCGAAGGCAUCAGUCCAACGCUAACGGCGACUUCCUGUCCGCGAUCUUGGAAGUGCAGCUGGACGGGCCACCUACCGAAGCCGACAUGGUGAAGCGCUUGGAACUGCACGACGAGAGAGUCACUGAACGGAUGGAAAACACCUUCCAGAUCGAAGGUUGUGCUCUGGCCAUGACGCCGUUUGUGCGUCGUUGCUGCCAAUUGUGGCUGCAACACUUCGGGCGGCGCUUCCGAUGCUACAAGACCAGAACCGACAAGGGCGCCACGCGUGCCAAAAAGCCAGUCGGUACGUUCGCGUCGGUGCUUCGUGCCCAGCGACGAGCCUCGGACAGGCUGAGCCAAGAGGCCGCAGUUGAUCCAGGCGCUGCGUCUGCCAUUCCUGGCCAAAGCGUUGCUGCACUUGUGCGACGCCGUUGGAAGCUCCGUAGCAGUCCGUGCUGGAACCCGGCUUUGGAGAAGUUCCAGAAGCUGACGGAGAGCAAAGCGCAGGAGAGAGACGCGGAGCGGAACCGGGCGCGGCUGCACAUGCCCGCCCCAAAGGUCAAGCUGCGGCCCGGCAAGGUGUAUCCAAAGGGGCCCGCGCCUGCGCUUCGCAGAGAUACUUUGGUCGCAGACCUCACCUGCGAUGCGUCGGCCGCUUUGGCGACAAGUGAGUGCGCCUACAAACGUUGUCAGGCAGGCAUUUGCUGGGAUGACUUCAUCCGAUGCCGAAUCAUGGUGGUGGACGAUGCGGUCAGUUUGGAGCAGAUGCAGACCUCGUCACUGGUUGACAGCCAGUGGUCUGAGAAGCUUCAUUGGUAUCUGGGCAUUGUCGCCUUGGGCAAGGACUUGAUCAGUGUUGCUCAUUGGCGGAAAGCAGAUCGAAUGAAGCGGCUGCGCGAGUAUGAUGCUGCGCACCAGCUUGUUCCGGCGAAGAUUCACCUCAGCGAGAAUUUUCAGGACAGACACGGGGCUUGCUCCCGUUGGCUUCGCAAGAUCACCGGCCUCAACCGGACGCAGUGGACUCUGCAGGACGCGGCAGACAAUGCCGAUUGGGUCCUGAAUGACAUGGCAUCCUUGCGUUGCAUGCUGGUGACUUGCCGUCGCAUGCAUCGCCGGGCGACAUCGCUGACGCUUGACGGCGAUGGCUGGAAGGUCGCGCCUGGUGGUCGGAUUCCGAAGCUACCCCGUCGUGGGCGUGGCGCUGCUGAGCAUGCCGAUGAGUAG